Messenger RNA from Annulohypoxylon maeteangense, 3666 nucleotides. RefSeq lists its product as uncharacterized. NCBI's taxonomy places the organism in Eukaryota, Fungi, Ascomycota, Sordariomycetes, Xylariales, Hypoxylaceae. The transcript is spliced from 2 exons. The record is from RefSeq and is a predicted model, not a curated record. The coding region runs from base 351 to 3443 and encodes 1030 amino acids.
UUCUAUUAGUCCAACUUCAAUCUCAGUCUUACCUCGAAAUUCCGAAAAAUAAACCACUAUCUAUUCCCGAUAUUACUGAGAAUCCAAUCUACCCGGCGCAUUCAACCCCAUUGAUUGAUUUCGUAUUCCUCGGCUCUCCGUGGCGUCGCAUCAGCUCCUCGCAAUGACGCGCUGGUAGUCCCCUACCACCUAAUCCUCCGUAAUCAGCGGUUGAUGAGUAUGGAAUCCCGCCAACUGGUCCAUACUCAACUACCCGAGUGAAGUCCCAAUCUUUUCUCCGAGUCCUAGCGAACGAGACAGACUUAGACCGCACAUCCUCUCUCUGUCAUGGUCGCCAUUGCACCAUCCAAAUGGCUACCACGUCCGGCCAGCAAUCGGCCAAUUUGGCAAACAAUACAUCCUCCAUUGCGAGAAACUCGAACACUAGCGGCCACCAACUCUCCGAAUCUCCCACGCCGGGACUGACCGCACCGUCACCAACACUAGCCGGCCCUACCGCCAAUGGUAACGCCAAUGGCCUGCUACCUUCUACCUUACCUCAUGAUGCAUCUAUGCAUCAUGAUUUGAGAUUAUACCCCCGAGAUGGACGAGUGAGGAAUCCCGUUCCGAGCAAGCUAAAGGAUGUUACCGAGCAAAUGAAAGGAAAUUUCAGCGUUAUGCAUAUGGAUGUUGCUAGCCACCGCGCAAGCGAAGGUCGCGAUGCUGCUGCGAAGCGCACGAGUGAAAGUACUGCACUGCAGGCUAAGUUAGCUCAGACUGACACCUACGUGUCCCAUCAACGAAGGGCUAACUACCCACGGCCGCCUGGAUUAAAACAAUUCACAUCUCCUAGGAAAUCUACCGAACCACCGGCUUCUGCAGCACCGGCAGCAUCACCAGCACCGGUAUCAGUGCCGGCACCAACACCGACGCCAGUACCAGUGCCAGCACCAGCGGCAGCACCAGCAGUUCCCGCCGCUGCUGGACCGACAUUAACCCAACCCCUUACGGUGGCAGAAACAAAGGCCGAACAAGCCCGGUUGUUGACGCUUCUGAGGACUCUGGCUCCCGCUCUUGUGGUUGAUCAGUUAUGCAAGGCAUUGGCGUUCUUUGGUGGUAUACCUGAUGCUCCACCUCCCACUGAUGGCAAAUUCCCUGAAAGCGCCGAGGCAAACGGCCCUGGCUCUCUGUUUGUUGGGUGGAUCGCUGAAAUAUUUCCUAAUCUUGACGAGCCUCGAAGGCGGGCGCCGAUUCCGUCCUCACAGUAUAUGAAUCAGCGGCGACCGAGGGGACGGCCUAAAGGUAGCAAAGCCACCAAAUCCCGAAGCGAUAAGGGCAUUAAGAAGAUUAAUAAGGGAACGUCAAACCGAGCCCAAGAGCCCCAAGAUGAUAGUUGGGUGGAUGUGGAUGAAAGUGUUAUGGGACUAAAUGGGGACGAUGACCUCGUUGAAAUCGAGAGGGCGUUGGCGAAUGCUCCGAGCACACCUCCACGGGUCCCCGAUGCGGCACAGUUCGGCAACACUCCGGCCACCGGUGGCUCGACCGGCGGGUUCAAGUCCAUUAACGAUUCUAAUACAAUUGCGCCUAAUUCUAGUACGAAGCGGCGUGGCCGGCCGAAGGGUUCUAAAAACAGACCUAAGGAAAUGACCGGUUCGCAACCUGGAGGGCAGUCAGCUGAAUCUGCGCUUUCGAAUUUAAGCGUAUCUCAUCAGGCUGAUCAUGUGUCGGCAAUUCCCAUUCCACCGAAGGUGACUCCAGUGCCAGUACCAAUUCCGAUGUUGGGUGAGCAGUUGAAUAAGAAGAAGGCAAACUCGGGACGACCUAAGGGCUCUAAGAAUCGCCCAAAGGCUCCCAAUGAGCCAACAGCUCAGGAUUCAACUACAUCUCAACAGCAGACUCCUGAUCUAUUAAACCACCAGAAUAGUCAACGUCCGAGUUAUACCGCUGGAAUUAGUCAUUCAUUUGCUAGUAGUAGUACUGCUCCCGCUAUCACUAAUGCUAGUGCUUCUCAGAAGGACAAACAAACCCAAGGGCCAAUAUCAUCUGGUGUGUCCAGCACUCAAGUCCCGAUGCCGACUCCUCAGGUAAAAGAGUCGACAAUAAGCGGCAAGAAGCGCAAACGCCAGCCUGCUCCCGCAAGCGUUACUAACCCCCCGACCCAGACUGAUGGAGUCUCGAAUAGCGUUGGCGGGAGCCAUCCAAUAUCUCAGCAAGGGUCGUCUACUAUCUCUCAAGCAACUCCUACAUCGGUUUCUCAAGUUCAAUCGUCAGCGGGCCAGCCUAUCCAACCACCUGUUAGUAGUGCAGCAGCACCGUCAGCUAAGCGGUCUCGGAAAUCACAGGAGGCGGGCUCGCUUCAUACAUCCAAACGCUCAACCCCGAAUAGCAUGGGAACUAAGAACUCUGCGAACUCUGCGACAGCAACCUUAGAUCCAGCUCACCAAACUAGUCAAGUGGCAACUUCAUCUCAAGGACAUAUACAAGCCGAUGGCCUCGAAGCCCAUUACGAACGUAUAGCUGCAUUAAACCAGAAUCUUGGUGAUCAAGUGCAAGGAAACGCCAAUCGCUCCCAAAAACAGCAGCAGCAUCACCAAGCUACGGCACCGAUUGGACAUACAGCCUCUCCGGUUCCCGCAGAAGGGUUAGAGGCUCAUUACGAGCGAUUUACUGCCCUCCAGAACCGCCAAGAGAAUCCUAGACAACCGACGGCUAGUCGACAACAGAUGCAACAACAAACCGCUCAGACCGCCUCGCCUAUUCCAUCACAGACUUCAAAGGGUCCUCAAAUGCCUUCUACUUUAACGUCACAUCAACAGACCAGGACAUCGCAGAGUUACUACCCCCAAGCACAGACUCUCAGCUCAUCUUACAACGCACAGACCCCCACGUAUUCUACGAACCAACGACAACCUCAACAUAUGGCUACCGGUUCUCCUGGGACCAGCCUUGUACAACACAUAACUAAUUCCCCCCAGUUUGGCGCACAAUCUAAUUCGCCUUUGAUGCAAGGGGACACUAAUUACAGAGGAUCACCAUCGUUGGUUCAUAACAACCCAGGGUACCCACCCCGUCGGACGCCCUCGGCAUCGCCUCUCGAUAAUAACUACCGCACGAGUAGUAGUACGGGUCAUGGCGUAUCUAAUCACUCGCCCCAUUUCGGCGCGCGUCAGACUCCAACGACUACCCAUAGCACAUCACACCCUACAAUGUCGUCAGCCUUCACGCCCUUCACAGAGUCGGGCCUGUUUGAUAUGCAAGGCUUGGAUUCUAGUAGUAAUCACGGUGGGCUUGGACUCGGCACUGGCUCAUACGGCCUCGGAAGCGGAGGCGGCGGCGGCGUGCCGCCACAGCAACGAACAACAGCCUCAAGCGCAGCAUCCCUCUACUCUUCAACCACAGGGAUGAGUAAUAGCUACUUAUCCUCAAAUGUCGGUCGUACCACCCAGAAUAGGUGGCCAUCAUGAACUGACUCAUGUCAUGAUAUCUGGGAGGGUGAGGAAGCGCUAGGAGGGAAGGGGUUCAAAUUUGCACAUGAUAUACGACGGAAUGUGGCGUUUAUAGGCAAGGGACGAAAAAAAUAUAAAGUGGCGUUUGAAUUCAUGGAUUUUUUUCAGGGUCGCGACAGCGACCUAAUUGGUUUUUCUCCUCUCUUAUUUUUCUCGUUUCUUUCGAAAGCAUGGUUCAUGA